Molecule: messenger RNA, 4699 nt
Organism: Eriocheir sinensis (Chinese mitten crab)
Lineage: Eukaryota; Metazoa; Arthropoda; Malacostraca; Decapoda; Varunidae
Product: trichohyalin-like
Exons: 14
Coding region: 105-4016 (1303 amino acids)
Molecular function (GO): protein binding; RNA binding
Source: RefSeq, a predicted model, not a curated record
UUAUUUUUUCUUGGGCAGUGAACGCGCCCGCCACCCCGCCAUUGCCCACACGACGCACAGAAUCGCCAUAUUUUCUCCAUUUUCUCCCUUAAAUACCGCGAGUCAUGGCCGGCCGGGGAUGUAUGUUAGGCUCCCCGUCAGACAGCACCAACAGCCCCUCCAUCACCCAGGACACCAGCGGCAGCAGUCUGGAGGGCGCGUAUGUGGCUGGGCUGCCCCUUCUGGACCACCUGCGCGCCUGGCUGGUCUCCGUGCACCAGGAUCUGUCCCGCACCCUCAAGCCCAGGCAGCGGAACACCCUUAUCGCGCAGCUGGAGAGGGCAAGGGUUGAGCUUGUGUACGAGGCACCCCCUAUCGGCCAGUAUCGUCAGCGCCAGCACAUGGUAGUCGGAGUCUCACGCUUGGGCGCUGAUAGACAGGCGGUUCUGUUCCCUGGCGAGGAGGCAUCCAGGCGAGGGCUUCUAACCAUCGCUGAGUACUUCCGAGAGGUACACGGCCUCACCUUGAAGUACCCCAGCCUGAACUGUGUCGAACUGCACCCUAGUGUGUUUGUGCCUGUGGAGCUUGUGAGGAUCAUAUCUAUCCCCAACAUGCGGGGUGCCAACCUCUACUGGUCCUCCCCCGACUCCACUCCUUCCCCUGUCCAUGGUGGUGGUGGUGGUGGAGGGGUGGAGACAUCACCAGUGGAGUAUAGAUGUGGAGGGGGUGGUUGUUUCUCUCCAAGUGCUUGUGUCUAUAACUUGUAUGUUGUUACUACUACUACUACUACUACUACUACUACUACUACUACUACUACCAAUGCCUAUAAGUUGCCUAUGAUUGGUACUACUGUCUCUCCUACUAACCCUUCUACUGGUGUCCAUAACUUGUGUACCAUUGCUAAUACUGUCUCUCCUACUAACCCUUCUACUGGUGUCCAUAACUUGUGUACCAUUGCUAAUACUGUCUCUCCUACUAACCCUUCUACUGGUGUCCAUAACUUGUGUACCAUUGCUAAUACUGUCUCUCCUACUAACCCUUCUACUGGUGUCCAUAACUUGUGUACCAUUGCUAAUACUGUCUCUCCUACUAACCCUUCUACUGGUGUCCAUAGCCUGUCCCCUCUUACUAACAUCCAUAGAACUUCUACUAACAUCUCUCCUCUCUCCUCCUCCUCUUCUUCAUUCUUCUCUCCUUCCUCCUUGUCCUCCUUCUCCUCCUCUUCCUCUUCCUCCUCCUUCUCCCUCACUGCUGCCCCCUAUCUUCCCCCUCCCCCCACACCCCACCCCUUGAAGCAUGGAUUCUUUGGCUUGGAGCUGAUAAUGAAGGUGGAAGAAGAGGAGAAGAAGGAGGAGGUGGAAGAAAAAGAAGCGGAGGAGGAAGAGAAGGAGGUGAAAGAAGAUGAAGAGGAGGAGGAGGAGGAAGGAAGAAGAUUAGAAGAAAGGAAAAUGGAAGAGGUGGAAGACAUUGAAGAGGCAAGCAGGAAGGAGAGAGGAAGAAUGAGAGAUAAAGGAAGAGAGGAGGAGGAGGAGGAGGAGGAGGAAAGAGAAGAAGAGGAGGAAACAAGGAAGACAGGAGAGAGAGAACAGGUGGACAAAGAGGGAAGAGACAGAGAGGAAGAAAGAAGAGAGAUGGAAGAGGAAAAAGAAGACAAAUUAAGAAAGACGGGAGAAGAAAAGGAGGUGGAGGAAGGAAGAGAAAUUGAGGAAGGAAGACAAGUGGAAGAGGGAAGAAAAGAAGACAAAUUGAGAAAGACAGGAGAAGAAAAGGAGGUGGAGGAAGGAAGACAAGUGGAAGAGGGAAGAAAAGAAGACAAAUUGAGAAAGACAGAAGAAGAAGAGGAGGUGGAGGAAGGAAGACAAGUGGAAGAGGGAAGAAAAGAAGACAAUUUGAGAAAGACAGAAGAAGAAAAGGAGGUGGAGGAAGGAAGACAAGUGGAAGAGGGAAGAAAAGAAGACAAUUUGAGAAAGACAGAAGAAGAAGAGGAGGUGGAGGAAGGAAGACAAGUGGAAGAGGGAAGAAAAGAAGACAAUUUAAGAAAGACAGAAGAAGAAAAGGACAUUGAUAAAGGAAGAAAAAUUGAGGAAGGAAGAAAAUUAGAAGGAAAACAGAUGAAAGAGGGAAGAAAAGAAGACAAUUUGAGAGAAACAGAAGAAGAAAAGGAGGUGGAGGAAGGAGGAGAAAUUGAGGAAGGAAGAAAAGAAGACAAAUUGAGAAAAACAGAAGAAGAAAAGGAGGUUGAUAAAGGAAGGGAAUUAGAGAAAGGAAGAAAAUUUGAAGGAAGACAAAUGGAAGAGGGAAGAAAAGAAGACAAUUUGAGAGAAACAGAAGAAGAAAAGGAGGUGGAGGAAGGAGGAGAAAUUGAGGAAGGAAGAAAAGAAGACAAAUUGAGAAAAACAGAAGAAGAAAAGGAGGUUGAUAAAGGAAGAGAAUUGCAGAAAGGAAGAAAAACUGAAAGAAGACAAAUGGGAGAAGAAAAAGAAGACAAUUUAAGAAAGACAGAAGAGGGAACGAAGGUUGAUAAAGGAAGAGAAUUGCAGAAAGGAAGAAAAACCGGAAGAAGACAAAUGGGAGAAGAAAAAGAAGAGGAAAAACUACGAAAGACAGAAGCAGAAACACCGAUGAAAGAAGAAAGAAAUAAAGAAGAAAGGAAAAUUGGAAUAGGAAGAAAGGAGGAAGAGGAGAGAGAUGAUGAAACAGAGACGGAAGAAGAAGAAGGAGCGGAAAUAGAUCGACCACAAGCGGAAGAAGUGGAGGAGGUACAACACGCAACACAGGUGGAAGACGCAAUACACGUGGAUCAAGGCAAACACUUCUUCCACAUCCCUGCCACACUCCACACCUGGGCGCUCUAUAGCUAUGCCGAGAACACCACCAACAACCAACUAGCUACCUUCCUGAUCCACCUCAAACAAGCCGGGCGGACCAGGGGCGUGGAGGUGGCCGGGCCUGUCCAGCUCCGAUUGCCCGCUGCCCGCUGUCAACCAGGUCACAACCCCCUGACGGACCUGCAGGACCUAACCACAACCUACCCUGGCCUGCAGAUGGUGAUGGUGGUGGUGCCGGACAGAUAUAUGUAUGGUCGGGUCAAGGUGGUGGGUGACCUGUGCCUGGGGGUGGCGACGCAGUGUGUGUACCCCAGGACAGUGCAACACCCCCGCCCGGCCGCCCUCGGAAGUCUGCUCGCCAAGAUCAACGCUAAAAUUGGAGGCUGCCAGAUGAGGGGUCCACGCGUUGCCGCACUGCCUCACCUAGCCCCGUCCCUUAUGGUGAUGGGGCUGCACCACCACAAGCUCCACCACACCAAUGCCGGGCCAGCGCAGGGAAGGGGGCUGAUGGUGGGGGCAGUGGUGGCGUCGGCAAACCUCAGCAGCGGGCAAUACUUGACAGAGGUUCAAACACAGCCAAGUGAGGACUCCGCCAUCGCUGACCUCACCAAUAUGACCCGUCGCCUGCUGGAGUGUCUGACGGGGCAGUACAGGCGACCAGUGCCGGAGCAGAUUGUAGUGUACAGUGACGGGGUACAGAAGAGCCAGGUUGAGGAGGAGAGGAGGGCCGUCACGAGGGGCUGCCACCUCUUCAUGGCCAGCUACUCCCCGCACAUCACCUGGGUGGAGGUCUACUAUAGAUCGCUGCGGAGCUGGCCAACCACCCCUGCCGAACCCCAAUCAAGGUCUGGGUUCCGUCUGAGAAGCCAGCAUUGCAGCGGAAGACCAUUCAACACCUUCAUCGGCAGUGACGGGAAAUCCUGGCUGCCGACCUACUAUGGGAUUACGCAUGGGCCCGGUGCCAUUCCUGUAGGGGCCGUUGAGCGCCUAUCCGCGGCCCUGUGCCACCUCCCCGCCACAGCCCUGCCCAAGCCGCUGCCCUGCCCUCUCAUCUAUGCCCAUCUAGCAGCAAGGAGGUGCCGGCUACACAUGAGGACCCUGGGGGAGAACUGGACACUGAGGGACUACAAGGAACUCCAGAGGGAUGUCAUGCGCCUGGUGGGAGUGGACGUGACCAACCCUGUGGCACACCAACCCUACUAUUUGUGAUCGCUUCUACUACUACUACUACUACUACUACUAUUGCUACUGCUGUUAUGAAGGCUAUUACUGUUCUUGUUAUUUGUUUUGUUGGUUGUUGUUUUUCUGUGACCGAUUAUGGCAGCCUUUUUUUUGUUCCUUUUCCUUCCUUUCUUUCUUUAUUGUUUUCCUGUUUUCCUUCCUUCAUUCUCCUUUCUUUCUUUCUUUUCUUCUUCUCUGCAAUACUUUUCUUCGUUUUUUCUCAGCAACACACACACACACACACACACACACACACACACACACAUCGGAAUUUUGCGUUGCUGUGUCCGAGGAUAUGUUGUGAUUUUCUUGUUUUGUUUUGAGUUGCAUGAUGGGAGAAGCUAUAUUUCUUCUUUAUUUCUUUGUUCCUUUCUUUCUUUUUUUCCUUCCUUUCUCCUUCUUUCUUUUCUUUCUUCUUCUCUUCAAUCCUUUCCUUCGCUUCUUCUUGGCAACACGGACACACAACACAUACUUCGGAAUUUUGAGUUGCUGUGUCCGAGGAUAUGUUGUGAUUUUCUUGUUUUGUUUUGAGUUGCAUAGUGGGAGAGAGUUGUCAGCUAUGUUUCUUUUUAUUUUAUUUAUUUAUUCAUUUAUUUUCAUGUCUAAGGAACGCUAUUUACAAGAUUCACAUGUAUAUUUUUUUACCUGUCAAAGAGAAGGAAAUUUUUGUA